AAACGACCAGUCGUCAACUGAUUAGAGAUGGGAGUUUUCCCAUCAUAAUCUACUGGACUAAACUGAUUAGAGACAGGCAGGAAGUAAAAGAAAUACGGCACCGUUACAGGAAAAGAGGGCGAGAGAGCAGAUCUCCGAUGGCUGGGAAGGAGGAAUUUGUGGAGGCAGAUAAUGCAGAGGCCAUAAUCACCAGAAUCGAACACAAAUCUCGCAAGAUCGAAAGCUUACUUAAACUGUUCAAACCUGUGGAAGCUCUCAAAACCGCCCUCGAAGGCUCGCCUCCUAAGACCAGGGACGAGCGAUGCAAGUCUGCGAAUUGGAUAGUGGUGCAUAGAGCGAUCAUGGCUAUAAAAGAUGUGGAUGGGAUGUUCUCUACUUUGGACCCUGAGUACUAUGAUAUUCUUAUGAAGUACUUGUAUAGGGGUUUGUCUACAGGAGAUCGACCCACGUGUGACCAGUGUUUACGUAUACAUGAAAAGUUGACCGAGAAAGCUGGCUUGGGUUGCAUUUUGCGUGCCCUCGCAGACACUGUGAAUACUGUUUGACUUUAACCGCUCAAUACAUCUAUAAAUUUUGUUCAAAAAGAAUUGCAUGCCUUCUCAAAAAAUAAGAAAAAAUGUUUGCCAUUUGCUCUUAUUAAACAAUAUAUGUUAUUCACAAGUACUUGUUUGUAAUUUAUGGUUCUCAUUUAUGUAUUUGUUGAAGUCCACAAGAUAAUGCAACUUCUAGGGACCAUAAAUGCUUUGAAUGAUUUAAUUUUCCAGAAGCUUUGUGAA
Hevea brasiliensis (rubber tree) is the source of this 776-nucleotide messenger RNA. Its product is annotated as actin-related protein 2/3 complex subunit 5A. Gene Ontology annotation, cellular component: Arp2/3 protein complex; cytoplasm; actin cytoskeleton. Bases 138 to 545 code for a protein of 135 amino acids. Gene Ontology annotation, molecular function: actin filament binding. Lineage: Eukaryota; Viridiplantae; Streptophyta; Magnoliopsida; Malpighiales; Euphorbiaceae. The transcript is spliced from 4 exons. Gene Ontology annotation, biological process: regulation of actin filament polymerization; Arp2/3 complex-mediated actin nucleation. The record is from RefSeq and is a predicted model, not a curated record.